Molecule: messenger RNA, 1134 nt
Organism: Porites evermanni
Lineage: Eukaryota; Metazoa; Cnidaria; Anthozoa; Scleractinia; Poritidae
Source: the annotation of a GenBank genome assembly
AUGGCGGACGAGAAGGAAGGUUUGGUUGGAAGUACAGUUCGUUCUGCCUCGUAUAAUGUUGUUCUGCAGGUUACUUUUAGAAUCCUUACCUUCGUAAUGAACGGUGUUCUUCUUCGUUUCACUACGAAAGACAUGAUCGGAAUUGUGAACGUGCGAUUAAUGCUUCUCAACCAAACUAUCGUGUUCGUUGCCAGAGAAGCUUUCCGAAAAGCUUGCCUUAGCAAGACGCAGGACAAGAAUUGGGUUCAAGUGAUCAAUCUUCUUUGGUGUGUUUUCCCUCUCGGUGUAAUUUUAUCUUCCGUCCUUGGCUACGUUUGGCUGCUUCACCUAGAAGUACCCGAUCCACAAAAGAUUCCAAACUAUCCGUUGGCUGUUCUCGCUUUCGCUGCAAGCGGCUCAAUCGAACUUUUAUCCGAACAACUGUGGGUGUUGACCCAAGCCUUUGUGUUUUUACGCCUCAAAGUCAUCAUAGAAGGCAUCGCAAACUUUGCCAGAUGUGUGAUUACUCUAGCUCUUGUAGUGCUCUUUCCAGAUCUCGGAAUUGUUUCAUUUUGCCUGGCACAAAUGGCUUUCUCAAUAUUAUCCAUGAUUCUGUAUUAUGUAUACUUUUUGUACUACAUUCAAAACGUCCCCAAAGAAAAGGAAACCGCCAUGGAUGGCUUCCCUCUGAAAUCUGUCCGUGACUUUUUCCCCAGAAGAAUUCCUGGUUUGAGUGUCGUAAGUUGGGGUAUGGUGCAUCUUACGUGGAGCUUUUUUAAACAAUCCUUCCUAAAGAAAAUCUUGACCGAGGGGGAACGGUAUAUCAUGACUCUGUUCAAAGUGUUAACGUUUUCUCAGCAGGGUAUCUACGAUGUUAUUAACAACCUGGGCUCGUUAGUUGCCAGAUGUGUUUUCAUGCCCAUUGAGGAAAGUUAUUACACAUUUUUUGCGCAUACCUUGGUUCGUGGAAAUUAUGCUGAUCAGCAAGCCGAAAAGUCAGCAAAAAUGGCCUCUGAAAUACUGGAAGUUGUACUAAAGUUUGUUGUUCUGGUUGGGAUGACAUUUUUGGUAUUUGGCUAUGGUUAUUCUUUUCUGUUGUUAGACAUCUAUGGUGGGUCAACCCUCAGCAGUGGAGAAGGUAGUUUACUUUUUUAA